Manis pentadactyla (Chinese pangolin) is the source of this 2261-nucleotide messenger RNA. It is a transcript of the gene GDI1, whose product is annotated as GDP dissociation inhibitor 1. Gene Ontology annotation, cellular component: cytoplasm. Gene Ontology annotation, biological process: protein transport; vesicle-mediated transport; small GTPase-mediated signal transduction. Gene Ontology annotation, molecular function: Rab GDP-dissociation inhibitor activity. The record is from RefSeq and is a predicted model, not a curated record. The transcript is spliced from 11 exons. NCBI's taxonomy places the organism in Eukaryota, Metazoa, Chordata, Mammalia, Pholidota, Manidae. Bases 114 to 1457 code for a protein of 447 amino acids.
CGGAAGGGUCACGCGGAGUUCGACCGCCGCCAUCUUUGGUCCAGUGCUGCGGCAGCGGCUGCUGUGGUGAAGGAAGAGGAGGAGCCGACGGGCGCUGGCACUGAGGCGAGACGAUGGACGAGGAGUACGAUGUGAUCGUGCUGGGAACCGGCCUCACUGAGUGUAUCCUGUCAGGCAUCAUGUCCGUGAAUGGGAAGAAAGUGCUGCACAUGGACCGGAACCCCUACUAUGGGGGUGAGAGCUCUUCUAUCACACCCCUAGAGGAGCUGUAUAAACGGUUUCAAUUGCUGGAUGGGCCCUCUGAGGCAAUGGGCCGGGGCCGAGACUGGAACGUGGACCUGAUCCCCAAAUUCCUCAUGGCCAAUGGGCAGUUGGUAAAGAUGCUGCUGUAUACAGAGGUGACACGCUAUCUGGACUUCAAGGUGGUGGAGGGCAGCUUUGUCUACAAAGGGGGCAAGAUCUACAAAGUACCAUCCACUGAGACUGAAGCGUUGGCUUCCAAUCUGAUGGGCAUGUUUGAGAAACGGCGCUUCCGCAAGUUCCUGGUGUUUGUGGCGAACUUUGAUGAGAAUGACCCCAAGACAUUUGAAGGUGUUGACCCCCAGAACACCAGCAUGCGCGAUGUCUACCGGAAGUUUGACCUGGGCCAGGACGUCAUUGACUUCACCGGCCAUGCCCUGGCACUCUACCGCACCGAUGACUACCUGGACCAGCCCUGUCUUGAGACCAUCAAUCGCAUCAAGUUGUAUAGCGAGUCCCUGGCCCGGUAUGGCAAGAGCCCAUAUUUAUACCCGCUCUACGGCCUUGGCGAGCUGCCCCAGGGCUUUGCAAGAUUGAGUGCUAUCUAUGGGGGGACGUAUAUGCUGAACAAACCUGUGGACGACAUCAUCAUGGAGAAUGGCAAGGUGGUGGGUGUGAAGUCUGAGGGAGAGGUGGCCCGCUGCAAGCAGCUGAUCUGUGACCCCAGCUACAUUCCAGACCGUGUUCGGAAGGCCGGCCAGGUUAUCCGCAUCAUCUGUAUCCUCAGCCACCCCAUCAAGAACACUAACGAUGCCAACUCCUGCCAGAUCAUCAUCCCCCAGAACCAGGUCAACAGGAAGUCAGACAUCUACGUAUGCAUGAUUUCCUAUGCACACAAUGUGGCUGCGCAGGGCAAGUACAUAGCCAUCGCCAGUACCACAGUGGAGACUGGGGAGCCUGAAAAGGAGAUUGAGCCAGCCCUGGAGCUGCUGGAGCCCAUUGACCAGAAGUUUGUAGCCAUCAGUGACUUGUAUGAGCCCAUCGACGAUGGUUCUGAGAGCCAGGUGUUCUGCUCCUGCUCCUAUGAUGCUACUACACACUUCGAGACAACCUGCAAUGACAUUAAAGACAUCUACAAGCGCAUGGCAGGCUCUGCCUUUGACUUUGAGAACAUGAAGCGCAAACAGAACGAUGUCUUUGGAGAAGCUGACCAGUGAUUGCCGACCCCCCCCGUCCCCCCCUUGGCACCCUCUUCCUUCACCUGAGUCUUUUCUCCUGGAGGCUGGGGAGAUGGGUGUGGCUGGGCACCCCUGUUUCCAGCAUCCUUUGCUUCCCUCACCACAUUCCUGUUUCCCACCUCAUUGACUGACUGACCAAAUCCUUAACCUUAGUGGUUUGGGAGACAGGGGUUUGGAUAGCAUACUCUUUCUUGGCCCACCCUUAUCCUCGAAGAGGGUUCCUCUUGUGUGUGUCUCCCCCCUCACCUCUAAUUCUUCUGCUCUCUUUGGGAAGAACGGGGAGGAAAAGCUCACUUCUGCCCCCACCACUCUUAACCCCACUGUAGUGGCCUUUGGAGAUGCCCCCGCCUCCCCCCACCAACUCUCUUGUGUGUUGGAAAGAAGGGGCCCUCCCAGCACAAAGUUGCAUUCCCCCCUUUCCCGUUAAUUUAUUCUAAUUUAUUAACUUUGGCCCACCCUGUCUGAGAAGGAAGUCCUGUUCCCCUCAACCUGUAGCCUUCUGGUAUGGCCUGGGAGGGGAGAGGGCUUGGGUAUGGCCCCGUUAGAGGAUGGUUUUGCUGUUCUUUUUUUGUGUGUGUGUCCUCUGGUAAUUGCUGAGAGAAAAGAAACGUGAGCAAAGCAAAAGGAGGUGGGAAAAUGGAUCCAAACCCCUGUGCUCCACCCUUUCCCUAGCCUUUCCCUUUGUGGUGGGAAACCCUUAUGCAAAGUGAAUGUGUCCCCUUCCCCAACCUCUAGUGUAUUUCACAGAAAAAAGCUCCCAAUAAAACCGUGUUGAAACCUGAA